Molecule: messenger RNA, 1805 nt
Organism: Archocentrus centrarchus (flier cichlid)
Lineage: Eukaryota; Metazoa; Chordata; Actinopteri; Cichliformes; Cichlidae
Product: H-2 class II histocompatibility antigen, E-S beta chain-like
Exons: 8
Coding region: 77-1156 (359 amino acids)
Biological process (GO): immune response; antigen processing and presentation
Cellular component (GO): membrane; MHC class II protein complex
Source: RefSeq, a predicted model, not a curated record
UCAUGUGACCAUCUGCUCUGGUUUUUAGAGCCGCUCUCAGUCAGACUGUCAGAGUUUGUCGGGAGAGCUCAGGAACAUGGCUUCAUCCUUUCUCUGCUUCACCCUCCUCUUCCUCACCAUCUGCACAGCAGAUGGAUAUGAGUGUUACACUUCGGCUCGCUGCCUGUUUAACUCCACUGAGCUGAAGGACAUCGAGUUCAUCUCUUCUUAUUAUUACAACAAGCUGGAGUAUGUCAGGUUCAGCAGCAGUGUGGGGAAGUUUGUUGGAUACACUGAGUUUGGUGUGAAGAAUGCAGAAUACUGGAACAAUGAUCCUUCACUGCUCGCUCAAAUGAGAGCUCAGAAGGAGACAUACUGCCAACACAACUGUGGGCUCUAUUACACAAAUGUUCUGACAAAAUCAGUGAAACCAUCAGUCAGACUUCACUCCAUGACGCCCCCUGGUGGUCAUCAUCCUGCCAUGUUGGUGUGCAGUGUCUAUAACUUCUACCCCAAACAAAUCAAAGUGAGCUGGUUGAGAGACGGACAGGAAGUGACCUCUGACAUCACUUCUACUGAAGAGUUUGCAAACGCUGAUUGGCUCUACCAGGUCCACUCUCAAUUGGAAUAUCUGCCCAGGUCUGGAGAGAAGAUCUCCUGUGUGGUGGAGCACGCCAGCCUGGAGGAACCUCUGAUUAUUGACUGGGUCCCACCCAUGCCUGAAGCAGAGAGAUUGGCUAUCGUUGGAGCUGUAGGACUGAUCCUGGGUCUGAUCUUAUUUCUGGCUGGAGUCAUCUACAGGAGUCGAGAUCCAUCUUCAUCUCACAGGUUCAGUGAGAAGCAGGCAGAGAGCUGGAACAAAGAUCCUGCAGCUCUGAGCUUGUGGAGACCUCAGAAGGAGAUGUUCUACAAACCCGGCUCUGAGCUCUGCUGCACAAAUGUUCUGUCUAAGUCAGGAAUGCCGUCAGUCAAACUUCAUGCCAUGAUGCCCCCUGGUGGUCAUCAUCCUCCCUUGUUGCUCUGCAGCGUCUAUGACUUCUACCCCAAACAGGUCAAGAAAGACGGACAGGAAGUCGCCCCUGAUGUCACUUCCAGUGGUGGGACAGCAGCAGCUGAUGGGCUUUGUCAGGCUUUAGUAGACCACCUGGAGGCCAGGACUUGCUCUGGUUCCCAGUAGCUGAUCCUGAUUGUGGACCUGGACCUGGUUCUGCUUCUGUCCAUCAGCUGGAAGCAGAAGCAGCAGCUGCUGUGAGCUUCCUGUUUCUCUGAACUGGAUCCUGUGAAAUUUUAAAGCCUCCUGUUCCACAGCCUGAUAAAGAAGACGUGGAAAUUGCUUCAGUUUUUUGUAGAUCAAAGUGAAAUUAAUGUCACUGAUUGAACGUGAAUUCGUCCAUAAGAUUUUAUAAGAAUGCCUCAGUAAUUAUAAUAAAGUUUCACACAAAGAAGAGCUGACAACAGCAGGGCUUACUCCACCCUCUGAGGUGGAGGUAGAGAGGAAACUGCAUGUUAAUGCCUGUUUAAAGACGUCAGGGCUCAUUUAUGGAGGAGUGGAGCUUUGACCUCUUAUCCAGUCAGCCUGUAAACUCUCAGAAAGCUUCCAAGUACAGCGAGUCUAUAACAUCAUUAAUAUGCUGUCAUCAUAAAGAGCUCUGAACACUGGAGCAGUGUUGGAGUUAUUACUCAGAAAAGUAAUGCAGUACUUUACUCUGUGUAACUCUGUGUAAUUUGUUACACUGCUCUUUACUUUUGCAUUCCUGUGUAACACGGCCUGAAAGGCUCUGACAGCAGAAACUUGAAUAAAGAAAGAAAUCAAAUAAAUAAAUGGA